AUCACUGGGCGACGGAAAACCUGGCAAAGCAGACAUCUUGAGAAGAACCGAUAUAUACAUCAAAGCCGUGACCAAAAUGAAGCUUACUCUCCUGGCUGUCUUCAUCGCUGCCUUCUUCCAGGCCAACGAAGGCAAGAAACUACGUCUUCUGGCUGGUGUUAAUGGAGGGGUUCUGACAGGGGUGAACCCUGGGCUGGUGGUAGGGGGGGUGAACCCUGGGCUGGUGGUAGGGGGGGUGAACCCUGCUCUCCUUGGAGGGGCUGGCUUUCUUGGGCAGCCCCAGUUUGGCCAGAUGGUCCCUGGGUUCGGGUUCCUGCAACCCCAAGCCUUCCCUGCUGGACCCUUCGGUCUCCCCAAUGCUGGUCUGCAGCCUCAGCAGUUCCCUGGGCAAUACCAGUAUCCAGGCCUGCCAGCAAACGGGCUGCCUUACCCAGGCUUCCCUCAGAUGGCAGGAAUGAUGCCCCCACAACAGCAAGUCAUGGGAGGACCAGGAAAUGCUGGGAAUGGCAUGCAGCAACAAGGGCCUCCACAGUCUGACCCUGUCAAAAGAUUCAAGCGUUUCCUCAUGAGAAAGGCUCAGGCCUCUGAGACCAAUCCUGAUUCCCAGACCCAGACACAGGCUCCCACUUCAGCUGCUGCUGAGAGAGCAGCCACCUCAGCUGUCUGUAAAGACCACGAUCACGUUUAAACUUGACAGACAACCUGAGGAAUCAUAUACUAAGACUAACAACAUGUCUUUGUUAAUGGUGCAGGUCUUACACAGUUUGUAGGGAUAGAAUAUUGUUUCACAGUUUUUACAGUUAUUAUUAUAUCUGUUUUCUGAUCUGGCUUUACAACUGUUGUGUCUGAUUAUGAAAUUAGUGCCUACAGUGCAGUUUGACAAUGUUCUUAUGGUUUCUUGAUAAUUCAAUAAAUGAUUACCAGCCUUAUUCAA
Molecule: messenger RNA, 934 nt
Organism: Osmerus eperlanus (European smelt)
Lineage: Eukaryota; Metazoa; Chordata; Actinopteri; Osmeriformes; Osmeridae
Gene: scpp9
Product: secretory calcium-binding phosphoprotein 9
Exons: 9
Coding region: 77-688 (203 amino acids)
Source: RefSeq, a predicted model, not a curated record